Xenia sp. Carnegie-2017 is the source of this 503-nucleotide messenger RNA. Its product is annotated as WD repeat-containing protein 90-like. NCBI's taxonomy places the organism in Eukaryota, Metazoa, Cnidaria, Anthozoa, Malacalcyonacea, Xeniidae. The record is from RefSeq and is a predicted model, not a curated record. Bases 1 to 315 code for a protein of 104 amino acids. The transcript is spliced from 3 exons. Gene Ontology annotation, molecular function: protein binding.
AUGGCCGAUGUUGUUAUGUACUGUGGUUAUGGUCUGAGAAAACUGAUACAAUUCUACAGCUUGUCCCAGAGAAAGGUUUUUCGAACUAUUUUGUUGACACAAUGGGCAUCUUGCUUGGAAAUAUCGCCUAAGGGUCAUUUAAUUGCUGUUGGAACCAAAGAUCGACUAGUGAAAGUAAUUGAUUAUGAUAAAGGAAGCUUUCAAGAUUUCGAUAUGCAUUGUGACUCUAUUAGCCAUGUGACAUUUUCUCCGACCGGAGAUAAACUGUUUUCCGUUGGUUUUUCGGAUGUUGCUUUGUGGAAGGUGUUGAUAUAGAGAGACGUCCUUAUUACACAAUCUUGGCAAAACAAUAUAAAGUCGAAGGCUGGUGCGCUAUAGUCUAUGACCCGUCAAUUUAAAAACCCGAUAUUUUAUCUGCUUAUUGAGAGCAAUAGAGAGAUAUGCGUAAAAUGUAAAAUGUAUAAUAUAUUCUUAUUUAUGAAAGGAAAGUAAAACCAGCAAAA